UGUCACGCCGCGUGUUCUCAGGGGUUUUUCGUUCGAUCCUCUAGUUUUGUGGAUAAAACAGGAUGCAAACUCCUUUGUUCGGAUUAGAACCACCAUCCGAUGAAGAUCGCGCAAGCCGUUUCCACGGGCACCUUUUGCAGGCCGAGUGGGAUGCUGUGAUAGGAUCGUCGACAUUCCAGGACGUUCUUGAGAAGGGUGCCAACCAAACUGAGGCCACUGAGAAGGAACUGCUCCAUCUCGCCAUCGCUGCACUGUUGGCUUUUGUGGAAAACAAUUUUCUCGGACCUCGACGUGCCGAUAAUGCCCCCGCGGACGUCGAGUUGCUGCAACAGCUUAAGGUGGACGGUGAGGAGUUGAACGUUAAUGUGGAGCGACCGGAUUGUCUGCUGGUUUGCAGAAGGAUCUUUCAUACCCUUACCAUCGAUAAGAGAAACACUGGGGAUGAGCCGACGCUGGAUUCCCGUGUAUGGUAUCAACGAUAUCUGCUCAUCCACCAGCGUUGCAUCGACGAUCUUACACACGGACUGUACGAGCUAUUCAAUGAGAACGCAGGUGCCCUCGAAACCUAUCUAGAGCAAGGAUCUCUCGAUGUGGAGAAGAAGAUCGAGCUCGCUUUGGAGAUUCUGCUCGGGUACGUGCAGUUCAAACGAAUCACGAAAUCGGAGUACUGGGCGACCAAGGUUGAAACGUGGUCCAAUGUGAACAUUUCCGUCGAAGGAUUGCUUGGUGUGCGCACCAAGUUCCAGCAGAAUCCCCUUCCUCAGCUAGCAUUAAGGGCGAAUGGCCACGAUGAACUAGGGCUGCCCGCAGCAUCGAUCACACAUGGCCACGUGGUGCUCCCUACGAUUCUUAAGCUCGAUGAUGAGGUGAGACUGGAUAAGAUAAAAUUCUUGAACGAAUCCCAGAACGACGAUGUCCAGCUACCUGCCCUGAUACAAAAUAUCAUCCUGGCUAAACUGAAGUUUCUGUACGUAUCACAACCGAAAGAGCAACUGACGAUGGAAGAACUGAAUGCGUAUGUCACGGCACUCGUAUACCAGCACCACGGUCCGUGGGCAACGCGUGUGGCCGUCCUGUAUCUUAAUGCAGCGAACGAAUGCACCCAUAAACGUACGGUCGAUCGAUCGUUGCGACAACUCGAGGAGCUCGUCCAGCUGAUCGAUGGCAGUGGAAGUGAUAAAACGCUCGCGAUCAGUACGCUCGAUCGUCUCUCGAUGGCGUUCAGCUCCUGGCUGAUACCCUGCUGGGAGAUGAAGGUAAAGCUGGCCGACGUGAUGGUGUCGUUGGGCAUGAUUAAAGGUGCUCUCGAUGUGUACCUGAGCGUUGAAAGCUGGGAAAACGUUAUCGACUGUUACACGGUUUUGGAACUGCGCCACAAAGCGGCCACCAUCAUCAAGCAGCUAAUGGAACAGCACGGUCCUUCCGUACGGCUCUACUGUAUGCUUGGUGAUGCGACGGAUGACACCGAGUGUUACCGGGCCGCUUGGGAACUGUCCGGUGAGACGAGUGCCCGGGCACAGCGUCACUGGGGAAACUACUAUUUUGCCCGCAAGGAUUAUGCAACCGCGAUCGGUCACUUGCGACGAUCGAUUGAGAUCAACAGCUUGCAAGAGCCGACUCUGCUGCGCCUGGGGUACGCGGCACUGCAGUUGGAGAACUGGGAAGAGGCAGCCCAUGCCUACCGUCUCUAUACCUCCCUCGAGAGCCACGGGUUUGAGUCGUGGAAUAAUCUGGCCAAGGCGUACAUUAAACUGGGGGAAAAGAACAGAGCACACAAAAUCCUCCAGGAGGCCCUCAAGUGUAACUACAACAAUUGGAUGGUUUGGGAGAACUAUCUGCUGGUGAGCGUCGAUACGCGCAACUACGAGGAUGCACUGAAUGCGUACGAGCGGUUGAUGGAGCUGAAGGACAAGUACUACGAUCAGCAGGUGCUGGAUCUGAUAGUUCGCGCCAUUGUUACCGGCGAGAGCGAAGCCGAUGGUCAACCGUGCAGUCGGCUACGGAAGAAAGCGAUCAAGCUGCUCGGGCAUGCCUGUGCACAGCGCACCAACAACGGGUAUCUGUAUGCGCUGGCUGCCGAGUUGGAGGAUACGGAUCUGCUGAAGCGUUGCCAGAAGCUACAGAACGCGUACCGGGGCUACACCCAGUCAAACAGCCAAUGGUCAAAGGUGGCCGAAAGCUGCCUCACCGUCGUCACACUUUGCGUGGAUCUAUGCGAGUACAGCUUACGGGCCUUUGUGGAAGGGAAGGACGAAGCGACCCUUUUCGUCUCGCUACGUUCGCAGCUCUCGUCGGCUAGGCUUACGGGCCAAGGUUGCCUUCGGUCGGCCAAGUCGGAAGACUGGCCUGCCUGUACUGAACCGUUGGCUCAACUGGAGGAGCUUGUGAACAAGCUUACGGUUGAAUUGAAAAGCGCUAUGGAGGUCAAAUAAAUCGGUGAACGGAAGAUCCGUUAUUGCGUUUAUUUA
Molecule: messenger RNA, 2468 nt
Organism: Anopheles aquasalis
Lineage: Eukaryota; Metazoa; Arthropoda; Insecta; Diptera; Culicidae
Product: tetratricopeptide repeat protein 27
Molecular function (GO): protein binding
Source: RefSeq, a predicted model, not a curated record